AUGGGUUCCAACCAGACCACGCCGACACCUUGGUACUCUGACCCGAAUGGCGACCUCAGACAGGACAUUUUCGUUUGGUUCUUGUUCAUCAUUGUGAUCGAUCGUGCUGCUGCUAUGUACCGACGCUUUCGGCCAGCCAACAGCAUCAAUACAACAGCAUCAAUAGCAGAGGACAGGUUGGACGGCUGUCAGGAAGUGAGCGAUGCCAACGUCUCCGAAGUAGCAGCUUCCAUCAUCAAAUUCCUCAGCGAACAUCCACGCGGGCCUCAAAAUGGCUUGGACGAAAUGCUAGAAGCGCUCCUCCAGUACAACAAACUGAGCAAACAUCCGGUUGUCUUUGAUGCCAACAACGCACGGUGUACCGGCGGCUCCAAAACCAAUUGA
Cyphellophora attinorum is the source of this 384-nucleotide messenger RNA. RefSeq lists its product as uncharacterized. The transcript is spliced from 2 exons. The record is from RefSeq and is a predicted model, not a curated record. The coding region runs from base 1 to 384 and encodes 127 amino acids. Lineage: Eukaryota; Fungi; Ascomycota; Eurotiomycetes; Chaetothyriales; Cyphellophoraceae.